AACAAUCGCUGCAUUGACGCUCAGAAGUUUUCCAUUAUGUUAUUCAGAAAAAAAAAAAACUCAUCUUCAAACUUGUCCUGCAGAAAUGAGACGCAGGAAAUGUGGCUCCUGGAGCCCCUGGAGGUCUGCUAAUUGCCAGCUUUGCCCCGGUUGGUGUCCCAGCAUUGCUCUUACAACCAGAGAUUGAAAUCUCGUAAUGCUGAAUCACUCAAAAAAUUUGUUUUGAAACACAUUCCUUCACACUUGUUUUAUUGCGAAAGGUGUGACCGGAUGUGUGGGGUUUUAUUUUGUAGUAGUCGGAGCUGUGCGGGGAGGACAGCGAUGGGACGCAGCCGAUAUUUAUCACAAAUAAAUGGACCCAGAGCCCGGGCUCAGGCCUCGGUGACAGGCUUCGGUGUGUAGGCUCGAUGUUUUGUGUUGCUCCGUUGUGUUUUUGUGCUCAGGCGUUAGCGGCAGACAGGCGCAGGCUAACUUAGCACAAGUGUUCUUCCAGGGGGAGGAAGUUUUCGGUGCCGAGGGAAACAGAGCAGGAAACCGGGGAGGGCCAAAGUAUCCCGACAUGGAGGACUCCGGGUCGGCCCUGGAGAAGAAUGUGGCCGACCUCACGGUGAUGGACGUGUACGACAUCGCCGCGGUGGUGGGCCAGGAGUUUGAGCGGAUCAUAGACCAGUACGGCUGCGAGGCUCUGUCCAGGCUGAUGCCCAAAGUGGUGCGGGUGUUGGAGAUCCUGGAGGUGAUGGUGAGCCGGAGCAGCAUCAGCCCGGAGACCGAGGAGCUGCGGCUGGAGCUGGACAAGCUGCGGCUGGAGAGGAUAGACCGGCUGGAGAAGGAGAAGAGGCACAGAAAGGAGCUGGAGCUGGUGGAGGAUGUUUGGAGAGGAGAAGCUCAGGAUCUGCUGUCCCAGAUCGCUCAGCUGCAGGAGGAGAACAAAACCCUCCUCACCAACAUGUCCAUCAAAGACCCCAUGAGUGAGGAGGACCUGCAGAGGCACGAGGGUAUGACAGAGCGAGAGAGGCAGGUGAUGAAGAAGCUCAAAGAAGUGGUGGACAAGCAGAGAGACGAGAUUCGAGCCAAGGACCGUGAGCUCACGCUGAAAAACGAGGACAUAGAAGCACUCCAGCAGCAGCAGUCUCGCCUCAUGAAGAUCAACCACGACCUGCGUCACAAAAUCUCUGUGGUGGAGGCUCAGGGGAAAGCGCUAAUUGAACAGAAGGUGGAACUGGAGGCCAGCGCUCAGGCACGGGCACAGGAAGUCGGCGCCCUUCGGCAGGAAGUCGCACGCUUGCGUGAACGACUUCAAGGAGAGCUGCCUGCCCAGAAUCCUGAGGAACCCCCGCCUCAGCCGCCCUCACCCGCAGAGCGUGGCAAAGCUGCUACUGUGGUGGCGGGGGCUGAGGGCUGGUCACGCAGACCUGACCUCUCUGAGCUGAUGUCGGGUGGGUUCGCUCCUCCCCCGCGGCCCCUGCCUGGUUCCCUCAGCCCAGAGGGACACGAGGAUGGGGAUGAGGAGGCUGAGGACGAGGCAGUGUUGCUCUGGGAGGCGAUGUGCGAUGAGGAUAUGCCUGCUGUGUUCCAAUAUUUUACCAAGGAGGCGUUGUGCGAGGAGGAGGCGGGAGGCCUGGACCCAAAGGACCCCAACCGGCCCCGGUUCACCCUGCAGGAGCUGAGGGACGUCCUCCACGAGAGGAACGAGCUCAAGGCCAAAGUCUUCCUGCUGCAGGAAGAGCUGGCCUACUACAAAAGCGAUGAGACAGAGGACGAGACUGUCAGUCCCUCUCCGUCUCCCUCGCCUGAACUGAGGACUCGCUCCCGAGCUUCUACCCAACCAGAGUCAGGAAUCAAACGCCUGUUUAGUUUCUUCUCUCGUGACAAACAGCGGCCUUCGCAGCGGAGUGCCCAGUUCGACGGCGGCUUCGGUUCCUGGGCGGGAAAAGACGAGGUGUACACGGAACAAGCCCAGGAGGCGCUGCAGCACAUGUAGUCACCGGACACGGGACAUGUCGAGGUCACACAAACUCCAGAAACUCUUUAACACUCCCAUGUUCAUCACUCCGGCUCGUGAACCAUCGACUGCACAGCAAACCACCACUAGUGACUCACACUGCUGCUGAAGCAUCAUGUGCCUGAGGUGAGAGGAAAAAAAGUUUAUUUAAACACAUGAGAAUUCUGUUUCUCAGUGAGAGGUGGCACAUACAGACUGUUCAACUUUAAAAACUCCUGAAAAUAUUGUGUUGCCUGAAGGUUUUUAGAGAAUUGGACGAUUUGUGUGAUUGACAGAUGAGAGGGUGAACUCAAGUUGUGGGAUGGGAAGUGGAAAGUUGUUGCGUUUGAAGUGGUUAAUGAUGUGUCGUUAGGUUUGGAUAAAUUUUCUGUCUGAAACCACACGACUCACAGAUGGUGACGCAAACAUAAAAAUGGAGCUGAGUUUUAAAGGGUUUGCUGUUCGAUGAAGGAUGAAGGUUUUAUUUCACAGUCCCCACAGAGAAAAAAGGCAAACCUGCAAAGGUUUAUUCUCAAAAUGAGAGCAACGCUUUUGUGUCCCAUUCAUUUGUCUGUCCUGGUUCGUGUGGGCAGCUGAAAGGUCCCUCACCAGCAGCUCUGCAAAUUUAAAACCUGUAAAACCCAAAGGACCUGUUUAUGAAAUGUUGCAUAGAAUCAGAGUUGUGUACAGAAAAGGAUAAAAACUCUUACAGAUGCUUUUAUUUACAAUAUACUGAACAGAAACACCAACACAUGGCAAGUACAGAAGCCCAUUUCUGCCAGGAAAAUUAAAAUACACACAUAAAUGAUUAUUUAUGUUUUCUUAUCAUUCAUGAUUCUUUCUGGCAGAAAUGAGUUUCCAUAUUUGUAAAGUGUGUGUGCUUCUCUCUGACUCACAGUUAUUAUGAAAUGAUCCAUUAAUGUAAGAGCAGGAGACGCAACGUGUGAAUUCUAAUAAUGUCCACCACUAACUAACGGUCUAACAUGUCAAAUCUGUCACUGCUCAUCAUAUGCAAACCUACACUGUUCAUGAUAACAGCCGUGUCAGUAUCACCAGCUGAGCCGAAGCAGGUUAAAUAAUUACCUUCCUCUUUGGUGAUUAAGCAAACAGAUGCAGUAUAUUAAAAAAAAAAAAAAGACAAGAUAUCUAACAUCUAACAUUGAACUGCAGUCCAGCUCACAGUAUAGCAGAUUUUUAAAAAAGGAGAAUUGUCAGUGUUGAACUUCAGAAACUAUCUGCCUGAAAGAGACUUUACCUCUUAAUUUAUUUAUAUUUUUAAUAUAACUGAGGAGGAAUUCAUUGAUUUUAAUGAUCCUGAGAUCACUGCGUUAAACCUGAUCGGGGUCUGAUGAUAUUUUAUUCCUUAUUUAAAUAAAGUUCCUUUUUUGUAAAUAAAAAAAAGCAGUUUAAAAAAAAAAAAGCAGCUAAAAGGAAAAGUAAAACUGAACCAAAGACCUUUU
This is a messenger RNA of Toxotes jaculatrix (banded archerfish), 3441 nucleotides long. RefSeq names its product Rab interacting lysosomal protein-like 1 (gene rilpl1). Gene Ontology annotation, biological process: cilium assembly. The transcript is spliced from 9 exons. NCBI's taxonomy places the organism in Eukaryota, Metazoa, Chordata, Actinopteri, Toxotidae. Gene Ontology annotation, molecular function: protein dimerization activity. Gene Ontology annotation, cellular component: ciliary basal body; cytoplasm. Bases 560 to 1981 code for a protein of 473 amino acids. The record is from RefSeq and is a predicted model, not a curated record.